Aegilops tauschii subsp. strangulata is the source of this 2482-nucleotide messenger RNA. Its product is annotated as transcription factor SRM1. Gene Ontology annotation, molecular function: DNA binding. NCBI's taxonomy places the organism in Eukaryota, Viridiplantae, Streptophyta, Magnoliopsida, Poales, Poaceae. The record is from RefSeq and is a predicted model, not a curated record.
UGCUGCUCUGAUUGAUUUGAUUAAUUGGUGUGAUUGAUUGAUUGCUGAAUUGACAGUUUUGUUAGAGAAUCUGAUCCGUGUAAUGGUCCUAUGAUACUAUUAGGGAGCAUGCUGGAAAUCUGAUGCUUGCAUAGUUUACCUGCUCUCAGGGUACUGGUCUGAGUGGAAUCAGUAGAGCUUCUUACCUGCUCUCAUGGUACUGGGGUGUGAGUCGAUCAGUAGAGCUCCCUUUUGCGGCCAUGUGGGUAUUUGGAAAUUAGGGCUAUGCUCUGCAAUGAACUUUAGUGUCUGCGCAGCAAAGCGAGCACAUUUUGCGCUCCAUUGUCUCACCUUAAAUCCGUUCGUCGAGCAAUUCUGAGCGGUACUGCUUAGAUGUUUGAUUGAUUGGUGGGUUGUGUUGGCUAGGAGCUAAAACAUCACUGCUAUUUGAUUGGCGAUUCUGCCGACCCACUCGUUUAAUUGUCAUAAUGUGCUGAGUAUUUUGGAAAUUUGCUCUUUAAAUGUGCUGCUGCUGCUUUCCAUUUGCGACUGGACGCGUGUAGGUUUGACGGUUUGUCGUAGUUUAUCCUACUGGCUCCUGUAAAUCUGCUCCUCUGCUCCCCCGCCUCUCUUAUCAAAACCCCCCGAUUUAUUACCCUAAACCCGUAGCAAUUCCAGCCCCCUCCCCCCUCUCCUCCCAUAUCUAGCCGCCGCAGUCCUGAGGAAGCUCUGACCCCCUAUUGCCGCCCACCAAAUCCUGUAGAGCUAUCUGCUUUGGAAAUUUGCUCUUUAAAUGUGCUGAAUAUAUUUUGGAUAUUUGUUCUUUAAAUGUGCUGCCGCCGCCGCCGUUGCUCCUUAAAUGUGCUGCUGUGGCGCCUGUAAAUCUGCUCCUCCGCUCCUCUGCGCUCUCUCUCCUAUCGAAACGCCCCUACUUAUUAGCGUAAACCCGAAGCAAUUCCAGACACCCCCCCCCCCCUCUCCUUCUCCCAUAUCCCGCCGCUGCAAUCCUGCGGAACCUCUGACCUCUAUUGCCGCCCGGCGAAUCCUAUAGGGCCAUCUAGUUUUUUUUUCUCUUCUUCGGGGCCGGGGAAUAUGUCGGCCAUGGUGACUGAGGAGGGGUCCAGGUUCGGGUCCGGAGGGUGGAUGUGGGAGCAGGACAUGGUAUUCGAGAGUACGCCGGCGUUGGUGGAUCUGGAGAAGGGCGAGGCUGUGUGGAACAACAUGGCCGGCGUCGUUGAGGUGAAGGGGUCCGGAUCCGGGUCUGGGCCCGGAGGGUGGACAUGGGAGCAGAACAAAGCGUUUGAGAAUGCGCUGGCGUUGGUGGAUCUCGGGGAGGGUGAGGCAGUGUGGAACAAGAUAGCUGAUGCUGUUGGGGGGAAGACAGCCGAGGAGAUCAAGCGGCACUAUGAGCUGUUGGUGGCGGAUGUGGACGCCAUAGAGGCGGGCCGGGUGCCGCUUCCCGUGUACACUGAUGGCGGGAGUCCUGAGGAGGGAGGCUCCGGCGGGAAGAAGGGCGGCGGUAGGGUAGGAGGAGGACGCGGAGGGCAUGGGCCGAAGGGUUCGUCCAAGUCUGUCGAGCAGGAGGGCCGGAAGGGGAUCCUCUGGACUGAGGAUGAGCACAGGUUGUUCCUUCUUGGACUUGAAAAGUAUGGCAAAGGUGACUGGAGGAGCAUCUCAAGGAACUUCGUGAUCUCAAGGACGCCCACUCAGGUCGCCAGUCACGCCCAGAAGUACUUCAUCCGCCUCAACUCGAUGAACAGGGAGAGGCGGCGAUCAAGCAUUCACGACAUCACCAGCGUGAACGGAGAGGCAUCAGCUGCUCAGGGCCCAAUCACAGGCACAAAUGGGCAGGCCGCAGUCCCUGGCAAGUCCCCCAAGCAAUCUCCGCACCAGCCAGGGAACCUGCCUCCAGGCGUGGACGCCUUCGGCACCACCAUCGGGCAGCCGGUGGGCGGCCCCCUCGUGUCCGCCGUCGGCACCCCGGUCACGCUCCCUGUCGCCGCCCCGCCUCACAUGGGAUACGCCAUGCACGCCCCGGUCCCAGGGACCGUGGUGCCCCGGGCUCCGAUGUACCCGAUGCCGCCCCCGCCGUCCCGGUGAUGGGCCCGUGCUACAAAAUAGACGUUGUUAAGCGAUGCUGCUGGGCUUCCUGACAGACCAACUCAGAACCUUCUCCAUGUUGUCCGGCCUUGCAGUGAAAUGCUCUGUUAUGUCUGAAUAAAGGAAUAACGAUAAACCCUUGUACAUUACCGAUGGUGUUGUGGACGUUGUGGAUUAUAUGUAAUCGUGACGCGUUUCGUCGUCGUCGUUCGAUGUUCGCCUUCGGGUCGGGUGGAUGGAUACUGGGUGUGUUUCUGUUAGUGAUCUGUGUAAUGCAGGCACAGGGGAAGAGAUACUUAGCAGUGUUACUUAGCAAUGUAUGAAUUGGUUAUUACAGAGAUUAUCAUUAUCAUCUGUGGUGUAUCUGUGUAACAGAUGAUCAACAAAGAUUUGUCCAGGAAAA